Orbicella faveolata is the source of this 931-nucleotide messenger RNA. RefSeq lists its product as uncharacterized. Lineage: Eukaryota; Metazoa; Cnidaria; Anthozoa; Scleractinia; Merulinidae. The record is from RefSeq and is a predicted model, not a curated record. Gene Ontology annotation, cellular component: nucleus. Gene Ontology annotation, molecular function: metal ion binding.
AGUUUCUUUUUUCAUCAUUUCAGAUGCCAGUUUGUCAGUUUUUUCUUCGUGGUAAAUGUUCCCACGACAACUGUCCUUAUUCUCACGUCAACGUUAGCAAGAAGGCGGAAGUGUGCGAGGAUUUUCUCAAAGGGUUCUGUUCACGAGGGCAACAGUGUAACAAAAAACACAUCCUUGAGUGUGAAGAAUUCUCAACGACUGGCAAGUGUUCUAAGGGAUCCAACUGCAAACUAAUGCACAGAGCAAGAAAACCUGCUGCAGCACGUAAACGAAAAUCUUCCUCGAAAGAGGAAAACGAGAGCUCAAAACUCUCCAAAUUGGAUUUUACGAGUGAUGAAGGUUUCUUGCCACUUUCAGCCAGCGAUGCAGAUUCGGAGCAAACGUCUACGCUGGAUCCGUUGGAAAAUACAUCAGUAGAAACCAAAGAGAAGGAUGUUGAACCAGUGGUAAUUCGUCCGAGGUUCUUGAAGCCCAAGGAACCCGAGAAGCAAACUGAGGAUUGAUUAGGUAGGCUUAGUUUCAAGAGGUUCUUAAUUGAACUUCCUUGUCUCUGGGCCUUUGAAGCUAAGGAUCUACCACUAAGUAGUGGCCUGUCCUUUAGUUGAGAGUGAGUUUGUCGACGGGAGGAUUGUGCGUUACUUUGCAGGAGAGCGAGUGAGUCACAGAUGAUAUGAUUGCGUGAGUUAUUGUGAGUCUCUCUAGCACGCAAAUUGUUGCUCGACUUCUUUUUGUCACGGCGGGACUUGGAGCGCGGGCCAGUUGUUUGAUUUUUAUUGAUAUUAUUUCUUGUUGUGCUGUGCAUAGUGUAAAUGUGUUUUUAAAGGAACGUGUAACGGCGGGACUGUAAAGAAAAUAGAGAGAAGUUAAUAAAGAGUAAUUAACAUGAAGAUUUAUUGGUAUAUAAUAAAAUUACCAACGUUCUUACUUGUAA